Molecule: messenger RNA, 1893 nt
Organism: Acytostelium subglobosum LB1
Lineage: Eukaryota; Evosea; Eumycetozoa; Acytosteliales; Acytosteliaceae
Exons: 3
Coding region: 1-1893 (630 amino acids)
Molecular function (GO): NAD+ binding; protein binding
Source: RefSeq, a predicted model, not a curated record
AUGGAUAGCCAGACAUCAUUAAAGAUUGCGGUUGCUACUGCAUCAAUUGCCAUCUCAACAUUGAUAGCAAAGAUAUUAUAUAAUAGAGCAAAGAGUAAUAGUACAUCAAGUACAUCAGAUAUACCUGAGAAGUAUCCAGACGAUUGGAAUGACUUGUUAAAGUGGUGUUAUCAAUCAGAUUAUGAUAGUAUAUUCAAAGUUAUAAGUGAGGAUGAUAAACAAACAAAGAAUGACAUUAACUUCUUGGAUGCCAACAAAUGGAAUGCUCUCCAUGUUGCCGUGUCAAGAGGAAGCCAUUCAAUAGUUGACCUAUUACUUCAGACACAGAUCGCUGUCAAUGCUCAGAAUGAUAAGGGAUAUACACCAUUACAUAUUGCCGCAUGUAAUGGAUUGUUGGCAAUUGUAAAGUCAUUGUUAGCUAAAGAGAACAUUGUGAUUGAUAUUGCUGAUAAUCAAUUGCAGACACCUUUGUAUAUGGCUGCAUCGAAUCAACAUAUUGAUAUUGUAGAGGAGUUGUUGAGACCUCUGGACACGCCAGAACAAAAGGAGUUGGUCAAUCGCUUCACAACACAGGGCUCCACGGCACUACACAUGGCUGCACUUCGAAAGAACAUCCAGUUGAUGCAACUGCUGAUUGAUCAUGGCGCCGACCUCGAUGCCAUCAAGAAGGAUGGCAGCACGCCACUGCACAUCGCCGCCGUCGUCGACUUUUACGAAGGCAUCGAGCUGUUACUCAAGAAUAACGCCGACCCACACAUCACCAAUCGCUUUGGCAACUCACCUUUACACGACGCGUGCAUCAAGUCCAACCUGUUUGCUGUGCGCAAACUGGUGCUAAUGUGCCCCGAGUUGGCCAAGCUUCCGGACAACGACAUGUCCACACCACUUCAUCUCUCGUGCAACUUGGUGGCUGGAACAAUGGAGAGCCAUCACGAUGUGAUAGAGACAUUGUUGGCCGCGGGUGCCAACAUCAAUGCCAAAGACACUGGAUCGGCCACGCCCCUACAUGUCCUGUGUUGCAACGGUAGCAAGGGAGUGCCUUUGAUCCAGUUCCUCCUGGACAAUGGCGCCGAUCCAACCUUGGAGAAUGCCAGUGGCUGGACACCCCUGCAUCAUUGUUACAAUCAAGACAAUACUGAGGCGAUUAGUAUCAUCAGAGAAUGGUGCCAAAAGAAGUGUCCACAAUUCCUCGACACGUUUGACGAGAAGAAACCAAGACAACAACGUGAGGAAGCCAAGGACGAGGUGACAGAGAGUGGCCAGGCACGUCUGGAGCGCGUUGCUCGCGAUAUAGCUGACGGCAAGAUCAAGAAUGUUGUAUUCUUGUGUGGCGCCGGUGUGAGUGUGAGCGCAGGCAUCCCCGCCUAUCGCACUGAGGACGGCAUCUACAAGCGAACCAAGCAGUUCCAGUUCACUUUGGACGCUGUGGUCAACACGCCCGAGACAUUCUACGAUGGUAUCAGGGAGUAUUUCUACCCUGUGAUUGCUGGUGACAUCAAGCCAACCCGCACCCAUGACUUCAUCUACUCGAUGCACGAGCGUGGACUGUUGCUGCGCGACUUCACACAGAACAUCGACCUGUUGGACGAGAUGGCUGGCAUCCCCGUCGACAAGAUUGUUCAUGCCCACGGUUCGUUGGCCAACUGGCUCUGCACGGGCUGUGCAAAGGAGGCCGAGGCCAGCGAUGUGUGGCGCGAGGUGGGCCGCAUGAGUCUGCCCUAUUGCAAGCACAGACCGUGCCGCGAGAUUCUUCGACCAGACGUUGUGUUCUUUGGUGAGGGUUUGCCAGCACGCUUCCAUCAACGUGCCAUCUCAGACCUUAGACAAUGCGACCUGUUGAUCGUGAUGGGCUCAUCGCUCACAGUGUACCCAUUCGCUGGUCCUUUGCAAUGA